Lacerta agilis (Sand lizard) is the source of this 1536-nucleotide messenger RNA. RefSeq names its product gamma-aminobutyric acid type A receptor subunit gamma1 (gene GABRG1). Gene Ontology annotation, molecular function: transmitter-gated monoatomic ion channel activity involved in regulation of postsynaptic membrane potential; GABA-A receptor activity; GABA-gated chloride ion channel activity. The coding region runs from base 50 to 1450 and encodes 466 amino acids. The record is from RefSeq and is a predicted model, not a curated record. Lineage: Eukaryota; Metazoa; Chordata; Lepidosauria; Squamata; Lacertidae. Gene Ontology annotation, cellular component: neuron projection; GABA-A receptor complex; dendrite membrane. Gene Ontology annotation, biological process: gamma-aminobutyric acid signaling pathway; signal transduction; chloride transport. The transcript has 9 exons.
ACGCCAGCAGCAGCAGCAGUGGCAGCUGGACCGAGAGCGCCGACCGCGCAUGGAGCCGGAGUUGGGUGCCUGCUUCCCUUCGCGUCCGUGGAGCCCCCGCGGCGGCGCGAGGCUCCUGCUGCUGCUCUUGACGGUGCGCCUGGGCAGCUGCAUGGAUAAAGCAGAUGAUGAAGAUGACGAAGACCUAACUGUGAACAAAACAUGGGUGCUUGCUCCAAAGAUUCACGAAGGAGAUGUCACUCAUAUACUGAACUCUUUACUCCAAGGCUAUGAUAAUAAACUCCGACCAGAUAUUGGAGUGAGAACAACAGUAAUUGAAACUGAUGUCUAUGUUAACAGCAUUGGUCCGGUCGAUCCAAUUAAUAUGGAGUACACCAUAGAUAUCAUUUUUGCCCAGACUUGGUAUGACAGUCGCUUGAAAUUUAAUAGCACCAUGAAAGUACUUAUGCUAAAUAGCAAUAUGGUUGGAAAAAUUUGGAUUCCAGACACUUUCUUCCGGAACUCAAGAAAAUCAGAUGCCCAUUGGAUCACAACUCCAAAUCGCCUGCUUCGCAUUUGGAGUGAUGGACGUGUUUUAUAUACCCUAAGGUUGACGAUUAAUGCCGAAUGUUAUCUCCAGCUUCAUAACUUUCCCAUGGAUGAGCAUUCCUGCCCCCUGGAGUUUUCAAGCUAUGGAUAUCCGAGGAAUGAAAUUAUAUACAAAUGGAAAAAGUCCUCUGUGGAAGUGGCAGAUCCCAAAUACUGGAGAUUGUAUCAAUUUGCAUUUGUAGGCUUACGUAAUACAACAGAUAUCUCCCAUACACAGUCCGGGGAUUACGUUGUCAUGACGAUUUUCUUUGUUCUGAGUAGGCGUAUGGGGUACUUUACCAUUCAGACCUACAUUCCUUGCAUAUUGACAGUAGUCCUUUCCUGGGUCUCCUUCUGGAUUAAUAAAGAUGCAGUGCCCGCGAGGACAUCAUUAGGCAUCACCACUGUGUUGACCAUGACCACGCUGAGUACAAUUGCAAGGAAGUCUCUUCCCAAGGUUUCCUACAUAACAGCAAUGGACCUUUUUGUCUCUGUGUGUUUCAUUUUUGUGUUUGCUGCCCUGGUGGAGUAUGGCACCUUGCAUUAUUUCACCAACAACAAAAAGGGGGCCGAAGAGAAAGACAAGAAAUCCAAAAACAAGUCCUCAACUCCUGCACUUCCUGUCCGCCCUGGAUCAACAUUAAUUCCAAUCAACAAUCUCCGUCACCUUCAAGAACAUCGUGGCAAUUAUGGAUAUGAGUGCCUUGAAGGGAAAGACUGCACCAGCUUCUUUUGUUGCUUUGACGACUGCCGCACGGGAUCGUGGAGAGAAGGACGAAUACACAUCCGCGUGGCCAAAAUUGACUCCUAUUCCCGGAUCUUCUUUCCCACAGCCUUCGCUUUGUUCAACCUUGUCUACUGGAUUGGUUACCUUUACCUCUAAAUGCCAGAUAUUUGACAAUCUUGAAAAAGGGAUAACUGACACUCUGAAACACACCACAGUAAAUAAGAUUAAAAGGUUAAAGCCCA